Schizosaccharomyces osmophilus is the source of this 1188-nucleotide messenger RNA. RefSeq names its product COPII-coated vesicle component Erv46 (gene erv46). Bases 1 to 1188 code for a protein of 395 amino acids. Gene Ontology annotation, biological process: retrograde vesicle-mediated transport, Golgi to endoplasmic reticulum; endoplasmic reticulum to Golgi vesicle-mediated transport. The record is from RefSeq and is a predicted model, not a curated record. The transcript has a single exon. Gene Ontology annotation, cellular component: endoplasmic reticulum; Golgi membrane; endoplasmic reticulum membrane. NCBI's taxonomy places the organism in Eukaryota, Fungi, Ascomycota, Schizosaccharomycetes, Schizosaccharomycetales, Schizosaccharomycetaceae.
AUGGCUUUCCGGUCUCCUCUUCGCAAAUUUGACUUCUUUCAAAAGACCGUAGAAGACGCUCGUAUCAAAACUGCUAGUGGUGGUCUUAUUACGCUAAUCUCGUCAGGCAUUGUCCUUUUUGUAAUCCUUUUAGAAUGGAUUCAGUAUCGUAAAGUGGUCGUUGUUCCAGAAAUUGUCGUAAAUCCGUCUCAUGGUGAACGCAUGGAAAUCAACUUUAACAUCACCGUUCCAAAGAUUCCUUGCCAACUUUUAAGCGUGGACGUUUUGGAUAUUAGCGGCGAAUUUCAGCAAGAUGUCCAACACUCUGUUUCUAAAACCAGGUUGUCCCCUGAUGGAGAAGUUAUUUCCGUUGACAACCUACUGCUGAACAAUCAGGAGAACGACGACGAUCCUUUGAAUACUACACCAGAAGAAGAAACAUGCGGUGAUUGUUAUGGAGCUGUUAAAUAUGCUCCUCCUGAAACUCCGGGUUGCUGCAAUACAUGCAAUGCGGUACGUGAAGCAUACGGUAAAGCUAAUUGGGGUAUUGGCGACGUGGAUGCAUUUAAACAAUGCAGAGAAGAACAUUUCAAAGAAAAUUACGAAUCUCAAAAAGUAGAGGGCUGCAAUCUGGCAGGCCAAUUAUUCGUGAACCGCAUGGCCGGUAACUUUCACAUUGCUCCUGGUCGUUCGUUUCAAAGAGGUAUGCAGCAUCUACACGAUACACAGGACUUUGUAAAAGAAAAGGACAUGCAUGAUAUGAGCCAUACAAUUCAUGAAUUAAGCUUUGGUCCUCCUCUUGAUCCUUCUAUUACUACAAAAAAUCCUUUAGACAAUAUGGUAAAAAAAAUAAAUAGUCCCGACUACAGAUACGAGUACUUUAUUAAAUGUGUGUCUCAUCAGUUUGUCUUUUUAAAAUCCGAUAUGGAAACAAUUGAUACAAAUCGUUAUGCCGUGACACAACAUGAACGACCAAUCCAAGGUGGCCCCGAAGAGAAACUUCCCUCUCACAUUAAUUUCAAAGGUGGCAUUCCCGGCAUCUGGUUCCACAUCGAUAUUGGUCCGAUGCGUGUAAUCCAUCGUCAAAUCCAAGGAAAUACUCUUGGUGGUUUUUUGACAAAUGUUCUCUCUCUUUUAGGUGGAUGUGUUACUUUAGCAGCCUUUAUUGACCGUGGUCUGUAUGAAGCCAAAAAGCUCAAAAAGACAUAA